This is a messenger RNA of Vanrija pseudolonga, 4653 nucleotides long. RefSeq names its product PH and SEC7 domain-containing protein. Gene Ontology annotation, molecular function: guanyl-nucleotide exchange factor activity. NCBI's taxonomy places the organism in Eukaryota, Fungi, Basidiomycota, Tremellomycetes, Trichosporonales, Trichosporonaceae. Bases 44 to 4495 code for a protein of 1483 amino acids. The record is from RefSeq and is a predicted model, not a curated record. The transcript has 4 exons. Gene Ontology annotation, biological process: regulation of ARF protein signal transduction.
GAGCUGCUGCAGCCAUCCACCACCACAAUCACAUCUCGCUACAAUGUCGCGCACAAGCUCUAUUCCUGUUCCACCACAACCACAACAACAGCAAUCCACUUCCACGACCAUCACUCCAUCACCCACUUCACCUCCUAGACCUCUGCCAGCACUCCCACUCCCGCCAAGCCCAGCUCCGGUCCCAAAGCACUCGCCAUCUCCAUCCACCUCGCCGCUGCCAGGACAACAGCCCCAGCAGCAGCAGCAACCCCGCAAGAGACCCGACUUGGAGAGCGCGCUACUCAACCCGAACGAGGUCGUCUACCUCACCGCUGGCGGCACCGAGACGCUCGCGUCGGGCCAGGAUCUCACUCGGACAGAGUCCUACCCCGACCACGACCACUACCACGACGCCGACAUUGACCCGGCAGACGUUGACGACAACAUGCUGGCCCGCGCUCACACUGGCGCGUCCGACAUCCUCCUCGGCAAUGACGACCAUCGCGGUCACCGCUCGCGUCAGGCCUCCGAGGGAUCGACCUCGCCAAACGUCGUGCGUCGCGGAUCGCUCGUCAGCAAUGACUCUGGACGUGGUUCAAACUCAACUCCACAGCAGCGCGUUCAACAGAGGAAAAUGAUGUACGCUCAGCAGGCGAGCUUGGGUCUCGAUGCAGAAAUCAAGGCCGAGGAGCAGAACCAACCUCCCAAGCGCCGGUCUAUCUUCCGCAACACGGGAACCGCCUCGACGCCUGACCUAACGACCCUCAUUCGGGGCAGCAAGGCCUUCAAGCGCAACGGCAAGCAGGGCAAUGGCGACCAGCCAGCCAUGCCUGUAUCGCACCAUGCGAUGGGUAAGGGCCCUGGUAACUCGACCGCCGCCAGCUCGUCGACAGCCAUUGGAUCUCACAUUGGCUCACACCUCACGUCGUCGACUAGCUCGUUGACAGGCCGCUCGCGCAACCAACCCAACCCGCCGACUCGUAACACGGACUGGGAGAGACUCUCGGCCAGCUACUCGAAUGACCACCAGCGAGGCAUGCCCUCCAUCGCCGAGACGCCGUCGACAGAAGCUGUCGGCCGUCAUGCCUCGUCCGACGACGGUUACAAGGUGAGUGCGCCUAUCGCCGGCGAUCGUGCCCGUGACAUGCAAUGUUCUAACAACCCUGAGCAGAAGCGCAAGCCUAAAGGCAUGUUUGGGAGAAUGUUUGGCUCGUCCAACUCGCAAAAGGAGCAGCAUGGUCCCCUUACCUCGUCGUCACAGAUUUCCUUGUCGGCGAGGUCCAACCAUGAUGUUGGCUCUCCCACGCAAUCACAGUCUCCCCAGUUUGCCGGCUCCAACUUCCCGGGGAACAACAACUACAACUUUGAGAUGCACCAACACGCCUCGGCGUCGAGUGGUCAUCUCCCGUUGAAUGGCGCCGUCCAGCCCCAGCCGUCAUCCGCCCGCCCGCCGAUCCCCCAACGACCAUCCGUUCCCAUCGUCAGCAAGGUUGAAAAGCGCGCCUCGGUUGACACGUUGGACCACCCCCCUCUGCCAGAGCCCAAGCGUAGUGGUACCGCUAGCUCCGCAGGCCUGCCCGACCACGACCCCAAGACUGGCGAGGUAACAGAGGUCGUCCUCGAUCGUGUCGAGUCUCCCGUUCCGAUCAACCACACCAGGCACACGUCCAUCACCUCCGUUGGAUCGGCAAACGUCGAGCAGCCGCCAAUGGCCCAUGUUCUGCCCAGAGAAAAUGUGGACGGCGCACAGCACCGCCCACCUGUGCCCCGCCGUGUCACGGGAGAGGAUGCGUCCAAGUCGCCCAAAGGGGGUAGGAAUGCGCCAUCCUUUACAGACGACGUCUCGGGCCUCCUCGACCGCAUCAGUCACGGCGAUGCCAGUGGGCGCGGUGGAGUGCGCGUUGGCGCGGCAACCGGUGCUGUUGCCGGCAUCGUCGCCGGCGCCGCCGUCGUCGCGGGCCACGACACACCCAACUCGGACCACCUGCAGGUCAGCCCGGAAAUUCCCAACUCGACCCAUUACUCGCCUGCUCUCACCGCGAGCCCCGGUCGGUCUCAGUCGUUCACUGAAAGAUCGCCCUCAAUGAGUCGUCAGCCUGGAUCGAGGUCGGGCACUCAUGAUGAAGGACUCGUGCCAGAGCCGCUCCCGGUGCCCUCUGGUGAUAUCAGAACGAGCGGCGCCCCGAAUGCGGAUGCCCCGAUCACUGCCGAGCAACAAUCAACUCCUGUGGUGACAACUUCGGAUGGCGCCGAGGGAGAUGCGCCACCACAGGAUACACCCCGCCAACCCUCUCAAAGGUCAGACACGGGAGAGUGGCCACUCCGCCACGAUUCACUUUCAAAAUCACCCUCUUCGCAGCAGCAGUGGGACCGCCAACUAUCUCGGCCAACGAGCUCCGGAUCUGGCCCACUUGUCGACGAACCUAUUACUAUCGAAGUAUCUGGUUCCCCCUCCGAGUCCAUGGUCAACCUCAACGACCUGGGCGAUGCCGAAGAGCGUGGAGCACAGCUUGCGCGCGAGUUCUUCGAUGACGACCCGUCGACGGUUCCAGCAGACAAGGUCGCCAUGUUUAUUGGCGGCCCCCGCCCCGUCAACAACUUUGCGCUGCGCUACUACAUGCAGUACUUCGACAUGCGCGGUCUCAAGCUCGACCAGGCAUUCCGAGACCUCUGCGGCAAGCUCCACCUCAAGGCCGAGUCUCAAGAAAUCGACCGUAUCAUCGAAGGAUUCAGUGGACGAUUCUUCGAGUGCAACCCAAACACUGUCCUUGGAACGCCAGGCAUCGUUCACACGGUUACCGCAGCCAUGUUGAUGCUCAACACGGAUCUGCAUAUCGCCGAGCUGGCCAAGCACAUGUCACGCACCGACUUUGUUCGCAACGCCAUGCGCGCGAUCCAGGAGAGCAUGCCGGAUCGCGAGAUGUCGCCAGAGCCCGGCCUCGCUAGCGACAGUGGCAGCUUGCGUCACCUCGACUCGCACUCGGCUGCGCAGUCGACCUCGAGCAUCCGGUUGCGUGCGGCUAGCAGCAACCUGGGAUCGACUCCCCGCAAUGCCUCCGGAAGCCUGGCGUCACCCGUGUCCGAGAUCUCGCUCACGUCUCCGUCCACCCAGGACCUCCGAUCGCGUGGGGCGAGCUCAACGACCGUCAACAGCUUCACCUACACCAAGGCGUGGGAGAUCGAGGCAGAAAACUUCCUCCGGGACAUUUACACCAAUGUCCGCAAUGAGAGGAUCCUCCUCCCUAUUGCAUCGUUGCCGGGCAACGAGGGCAAGAACGGGGGCGGCCUCAGCAGCCUGUCGUUGCGACCCCCUGGCCAGCGUGGUCAGCAGCAGUUCCAGCCCCUCGCGCCCGCCCUCGGAUUCGCCGGCAAUCUGUCUCACACGGUCAUCAAGGAGCAGGAGGAUGAGACUCGCAGCGUGCAGUCGGUACAGACGACGAGCACCCUCGAGGAGAUGACCGACGUCGAGCUCGCGCUUCUCGGUGCUCCAUGGGCCAAGGAGGGCUUGCUUCACCGCAAGAUUCAGGUCGAGGCUCACGGCAAGCGCGCACCAAAGAAGGACUGGAAGCAGUACUUUGUUGUCAUCCAGAAGGGCGACCUUCACAUGUUCAUCUUCGGACAGGGCAGUGGCAGUUUUGGAGGCGGCAGUGUUGGCGGUGGCAAUUGGAUGUCCAACGCCAAGGCGACUGGCGAGUACAGCCUGAUGCACGCCAUGGCGAUGGCGUUGCCCAAGCCCGGCUAUAGCGCCCAGCGACCGUACUGCUUCACGGUCACCCUUCCGAGCGGCGAAAUCAGCGUCUUCCAGGCUGGUACUGAGGAGCUGGUCGCCGAGUGGGUCGCGACGUGCAACUACUGGGCCGCCCGCAAGAGUAGGCAGCCUCUGCCGGGCGGUGUCUCCAACAUGGAGUACGGCUGGUCGCGCGCCCUUGGCCACGAGGACUUUGAAGACAAGGCCAGCGUUCGCUCUGCGCGCUCGGGCUUGUCCAGGCUCGGCGGCCUGAACGCGCGCGUCCGUGGCGCAGCUGCGGUGCCGACGCACGGCCCGGACAAGAUCCACAUCAACGAGUGGAAGCCCCCUCCUCACGCCACGAUGCCGUCUACCUUGGACGAGGAGGCGCAGCUUGACGCUCUUCUGGCCUACGUCCAGAAGCUCAAGGAGGAGCUCGAGCAGCACAAGGCCAUUGAGGAGCCGAUGGCCCGCCUGUACACGGCCGGCUCGAAGAAUGCCCUCAAGGCGCGCGAAAACUGGACGGCCAAGUCUCGCUACAUUCACUCGGAAAUCUUCAAGUACGAGACAUAUGUCGAGGCACUCCGCAACGCGAUUGGCCUGCGCGUCCAGAAGCAGGGGGAGAAGAAGCUCGAGCGGUCGCUCCAGCGCUCAACACUGAGCCUUCAGCAGCAGCAGGAGGCUGCCCGGCGGCGGCCAGUGAACGGCAGCCGGACAUCAAGCGAGCAGGGCUCAGGGCAGAGCUACACGACGGGGGAGGAUGGUGGCCAUGUGACGCCAACGAAGUAGGCGAUAACGACGGAGUCAUAUAGAGCGGCGAGCUAGGCGAGACAACUGCAACGACAAAGGCGAUCCAACGAAAAGUAAUGAGGAGGUGUAUCCGUUGUGAAAUCUGUCGCGUUCAGUACUAGAUACCUCUUUCCGAUGCAAUGCACGGGUAUAAUGGG